Molecule: messenger RNA, 1028 nt
Organism: Cyphomyrmex costatus
Lineage: Eukaryota; Metazoa; Arthropoda; Insecta; Hymenoptera; Formicidae
Gene: Fadd
Product: fas-associated death domain protein
Exons: 4
Coding region: 1-777 (258 amino acids)
Biological process (GO): signal transduction
Molecular function (GO): protein binding
Source: RefSeq, a predicted model, not a curated record
AUGUUCGAGAAAUAUAUCCUGCUUUGUCAAGAGUUUCUCAAUAUAGCUGAACCUUUCAUUGACAGUGAUAUCUUGAAUCAACUAAAAUGCAAUUACGCACAUGAAAUUGAUUCAAAACGUAAACUAAGUCAGAUAAAAAACCUUAAAACGUUUAUAAGGUUAUUGGAAAAACGAGAUAUUAUGAGCUACAGUAAUAUAAAGCCAUUAUGGUAUAUAUCUAAAAAGUAUAUUCACAAGUCUGACUUAGAGAGUAAAUUGCAAGAUUAUGACAGUUGGCUGAAGACUUUGUCACCAUUACCUUGGUGCAAUGUAUAUCAAAGUGGUGAAAUCUUGAUACCAUCACUAACAUCAGAGUCUAUUUGCUCAGAGUGUGCAUGCAAUUCUAUGCUAUCUCAAUUGUCAAUAGAAAACUCAUCUAAACCGUUCAAUAAUAAUUUACAAACAUUAUGUUGUAAUUCUGACCAAAGGGAACAAUAUAAUUUUUAUAAAAGAAGAAAAUUACAAGAAACAGUGAUACUGCAAAUUAAAGACAGGCUGGGUCGAUCUUGGCGAGACGUAGCUAGACAUUUAGGUAUUACAGAAUGUGAAAUUGAUGCUGUACAAAGUAAAUAUCCUUAUGAUUUAAAGGAGCAAAGCUAUGAGAUUUUAAAAAUUUAUAUAUCGCAAUCCGACAUAAAGCAAUGGGCCAUAACUUUAAUACAUGCGUUAGAAAAGGGAAGACGGAGAGAUCUUAAGGAACUUGUAGAGCAAUUAAUAUUUAAAAAUAAGAAUAUAUGAUAUAUCAAUAUAAGAUAUAUCUUUAUAUGCAUGUUGCAUUAGAGCUAAUAUAUAACACAGAUUCGCGAUAGUAUACAAUAAAUUAAAAAAUACGAAAGCAUAUGCCAGAGAGUAGACUUUUGAUAUUUACAAGUGAGUAUAUAUAAUUGUAAUUUGUGUUGUAUAUACAGAGACACACACACACACACACACCAUUGUAUAUGUAUAUGUAUUAAAAGAGAUUGCAAUGAUUUAUUUGACGAAAAAAAAGA